CCGGAAGCCCGCGAAGUUGUUCUUCGGAAGGCGUGCCCGCCCCCACUGGGGCGGGGACUCAGCUUCUCCCGCGGGGACCUGGCGACACCCAUGAGGACUCGCGACUGAACCCGGGGCGACACGUGGUCUCGGGCCGGGAGCCAUGGACGGCUUCAUCCGCUUCACCAACCAAACCCAGGGCCGGGACCGACUCUUCAGAGCCACUCAAUACACAUGCAUGUUGCUUAGAUAUUUGUUAGAGCCUAAAGCUGGCAAAGAGAAGGUGGUAAUGAAGCUCAAGAAACUGGAGUCCAGUGUGAGCACUGGCCGUAAAUGGUUCAGAUUAGGCAAUGUGUUACAUGCUGUGCAGGCGACUCAGCAGAGCGUUCGUGCCACUGACCUGGUACCCCGCUUAUGCCUAACGUUAGCCAACGUGAACCGUGUGAUUUAUUUCAUCUGUGAUACCAUCCUCUGGGUGAGGAGCGUAGGGCUUGCCUCUGGCAUUAACAAAGAGAAAUGGCGCCUGUGGGCUGCCCGCCAUUACUACUAUUCUCUCCUGCUGAGCCUGGCCAGGGAUCUGUAUGAAAUCUCCCUGCAGAUGGAACAGGCUGCACAUGACAGGGCAAAGAGGGAGAAGUCACUGUCUCAGGAACCUCUUGGGUACAGCGUGGCUGAUGAGGAAACAGAAUGGCUCCAGUCCUUUCUCCUCCUCUUAUUCCGAUCUCUGAAGAAGCAUCCUCCCUUGCUCCUGGACACAGUGAAGAACUUCUGCGAUAUCUUGAACCCCUUGGACCAGUUGGGGAUCUAUAAGUCCAAUCCUGGCAUCAUUGGACUUGGGGGUCUUGUGUCCUCCAUAGCAGGCAUCAUCACUGUGGCAAAUCCUCAGAUGAAGCUGAAGAUGCACUGAAGUGGUUUCAGACUGAAGACUAGUGCCUGCUUUAAAGACAACGUCUUAGGAUGGACAUUUGCUUGAGGCACAGACCAUGUCAUCCUGCGCAAAAGACUUGUUCACAUGAGCAUUUAGUGACCAGUGAUGUGAGCAGAGGUGGGGCCAAGAAUGGAGGAUGGGGGCGCAUGAAAAUGUGUAUGUGUUUUUUAGAGGGCUGGAGUGACUUCUGAAUUCCUGAGUAUUUUCCUUUCAUCCAACAUUUAUCGAACAUCUCUUAGGCUCAUCGUGGGAGCUUACUGUUUGCUGAAUGUAUAAAAUUGAAAAAGGCCCCAAAAAUUGAGCAUUAACAUACAGCAGCCUUUGGGCUGUGCGCCUCACUGCUUUUGCACAACUACCGUAGGUCUGAUACCCAGCCCUCUCCCAGACCUAGUAGAGGCCUCUUAUUCCUCUGAGCAGAUCCCCAGCCCCCAGCCCCCCACACCACUUCUCCCCUGGAGGCCCAUGCCAGGGCGUGGCGGGGGGCGGGGCGCUGGGCUUGCAGCCUUUCAUCAUGGCGGUCCUGCCCUUCCUCUGCCCAGAAGUAGAAUCAGAAACGCAUCGGGCACCUGCACUGGUAGAUGCGGUUACUUCAGGUAGUGCAUUGAGUAAGCAGAAAUCAGAAGCACAUAGGACUGAGGUACACAUAAUAUGGGAGGUCCACAACAGGUGCCUGUGGGUGGCCUGUGACAGAUGAGGAAACAGGUUUAAAAAACCAGCCCAGCACCUCGUUCCUCCCCAAUUCAGUGUUCUCUCGAGGAUAGUUCAUUGCCCUCCUGAUUGAGUGGAGGCGUGAGACUCCAGAAUCCUAUACCAGAAAGCCCUCUUUUAGAACUUUGUUAGUGGGUUUAUAUAAAAAUUAAAAACUGUCUAGAUUCAUCAGCUAGAUUUUUUUUUAUUUAAAGCCAUAUGACAGUUGGGGCACUACCACAUUAAUUUUCAUCGGAAGUUACGCAGUUAAGAAAUUUCAUGAAUACUCUGAAUGAAAGAGCAUCACAGUUUUCUGUGAUAGAUCAGACUUCAUACGGGGGAGGUGGUUGAGGGAGUGGAAAGGAGCACUACGGGGCUGGGGGCAUAGGCCAUUUGUUCACGGUCCUGCUUCCCCGUCUCGGGGGCUGAGUGGUUUGUGAUCGCCAGGUCCUCUGAUGCGAGGAAGUGAAGCAGAAAAAUAAGAUGCCAUCAGGUAGGAGGCCAAUGUCAGUCCUAUCAGGUAAAGCCAUUUCACUUACCUGAAUGGAAAUGAGAAAAGAAAUGUACACGAAAUAAAUUUUCCCAUAAAUGUGAAUGAGAUUUUUUUUAAAAGAUUUUAUUUAUUUAUUUGGCAGAGACACAGCGAGAGCAGGAACACAAGCAG
This is a messenger RNA of Zalophus californianus (California sea lion), 2258 nucleotides long. RefSeq names its product peroxisomal biogenesis factor 11 alpha (gene PEX11A). Gene Ontology annotation, biological process: regulation of peroxisome size; peroxisome fission. The transcript has 3 exons. The record is from RefSeq and is a predicted model, not a curated record. Gene Ontology annotation, cellular component: peroxisomal membrane. Lineage: Eukaryota; Metazoa; Chordata; Mammalia; Carnivora; Otariidae. Bases 143 to 886 code for a protein of 247 amino acids.